This is a messenger RNA of Cyprinus carpio (common carp), 4136 nucleotides long. RefSeq lists its product as uncharacterized. Gene Ontology annotation, molecular function: GTP binding. The record is from RefSeq and is a predicted model, not a curated record. Lineage: Eukaryota; Metazoa; Chordata; Actinopteri; Cypriniformes; Cyprinidae.
AGAUGCUCCAGCACUAGGGCUUCAGUGAGGUGCACACUUUCAGUCCUGCUAUCACCAUGGACUUCAGACAGCCAAUUCUUCCACCACGCAGAUCAACUCUGAUUCAUCAAGGACCUCCAAAACGAAUCCGUCUACAUACAGAUAGAAAAGUACUUAAUGAAAAUGGGAAAGUCAGAAAAUGGACAUAUGGGAAAAAGGACACCAGUAAGCAAAACAAAAUUGUUCUGCUGGUGGGAGAGACUGGAGCUGGCAAGACGACUCUCAUCAACACCAUGGUCAACUACUUAAUAAAGGUGGAUUUUGAGGAAGAAAUAUGGUAUGAAAUCACAGAAGAAGAAGCUGGAGAUCAAUCAGAAUCGCAAACCUCUGAAAUCACCAUGUAUGAGGUCUGUCCUGUACAGAGUGCCCUAACUCUUACCAUCAUUGAUACGCCAGGCUACGGAGACACUAGAGGACUGGAAAAAGAUCUGGAUGUUGCUGCGAAUUUAGCCACUCUGUUUCAGAGCAGUGCUGGAGUUCGUGAAGUUGAUGCCGUGUGUUUUGUGAUUGAAGCAUCUAAGAAUCGUCUCUCAGACAGGCAGCAUUACAUAAUCAGUUCAAUUCUGUCUUUGUUUGGAAAAGACAUUAUGAACAACAUUGUGUUUUUAAUCACACACUCUGAUGGUAUGACACCCAAAAAUGUCCUCGGUGCUAUCAAUAAAGUUAAAAUCCCCUGCAGACGAGACAAAAGCGGCCAACCUGUUUAUUUCUUAUUCAACAAUCGGCAGGCUGACACCCGUCCUACUCAAGAGCGGCACAUUCGUGCUCAAAGCGAUGCCUGGGAAUCCAGCAUGGACAGCAUGAAGCAUUUCCUUCAGUCUGUGAAUGAAAUGAAUAGAAGAAGUUUAGAAAUGACUUCAGAUGUCCUCAUAGAGCGCAUUCAAUUAGAAGCGGCCAUCUGCAACUUACAGCUGCGAAUUCAGGAGAAGGAGCAGAAAAAGGCAGAAAAACUUCAGAUUCAGGAGGCAAUAAAACAAAACAAAGAAAAGAUUGAAAACUGUAAAAACUUUGCCAUUAAAGUCAAAAACACUAUCAAAGAGAAGGUGCCCACUGAAAGUGCCUCAUGGAAGAAUAGGAAGGCGACGACCUGCACCUUCUGUGAGGAGAACUGCCAUGAGUUUGACUGCUGGUGGGUUUCUGAUCCCAGCAAUUGUGAAGUCAUGAAGAAAGGUUACUGCACUGUGUGCACUGGGAAGUGUCAUCACAGCAAACAUGUAAAAGAAAACAAGAAAUACAUAAUCAAAUCCUCAUUUAUGAUGAUGGAAUUUGAUGACAUUAAUAAGGAAUAUGAACAAGCUAAAGAAAAAUCCAAGAGGAUUUUGAUUAUAAUGGAUUCGCUUGACAAAGAUCUGCAAGAGAUUGAAACCCAAAAGUCAAUUCUUCUGUUCAAUGCUUACAAGACCAUCAAGCAUCUGUCUCAGAUUGCAUUAAAGCCAGACUCUGCCUUCACUCUUCAGCAUCUCGACUUCUUCAUCCCCAGACUGAAGGAGGCUGGGAAAGAAACCUGGGUCCGAGAGCUGGAGGAAAUGAGGAGAACAGCUGAAGCUGAGGAAGCAAAUAAAGAUGCUCUGAGUUACCUUAAAGCUGGUCUGACUAAACUAUUCCUCGGUGGGCAAAGUUGAAAUUCCUUCAAUGGUGGGGAAAGAGUUAAAUCAAUAAUACUUAAUGACUUAGUUUAAAUCAGUAUUUUGGGUAUUGGAUGAUAACAGAAAAUGUUGCAAACAAACAGUAAUUUGUUUCACCAUUUUGUUUUUUUAAAUCCUGAAAAUCCUUUCCUGUAUAUUUAUUUUUGCUUAUGGUUAUUUUGUUUAGAUUAUUGUCUGUAUUUAUAAAUUGCUAAAAUCUCAAACUUGAUAUUUUCUUUAUUUACAUUUAUGCAUUUAGCAGAUGCUUUUAUCCAAAGCGACAUACAUUGCAUUCAGCUAAUACAUUUUUUUUAUUUAAUUUAAUUUUUUAUUUUUUUACCAGUAUAUUUGAUUUCUGUUUAAGUCAAGAUUUUCAGAGUCAAGCCAGCUGACCUCUUCAACUUAAGGUUUGUUUCUACAAGAAGUAUAUAUAUAGCCUGGUAGAAAAUUAAGGUGCUCUGAUCAGAAGUUUUGGGGUUGACCAUCGAUCACUGGAAGAUGUAUUGGCUGACACAGGUCAGGAUCACCAAUCAUGGGACUAUUAUUUUUCUCAGGUAACAUUAUUUAUAGGGAUGCUUCAGUAAGUAUUUUUUUUUCCAGACAUUAUUUAUUUUGCCAUUUUUACAACACUAUUUUUAUGUAAAGAUAUUAAUCUGAGACUUCCAACUCAUAUCCACAAAUUUUAAUCAGCAAUGCUAAUGUAAUGUAAAGUUCUUGUGUCUAGGAAGUGGGUUUGGUUGCAAAUAUAUGCUUUUAUUUAGCAAAUACACAAACACUAUUCAAGCUUAAUAACAAUACAGAAAAGCUAGUAAAACAAAGUUGACAGAGAAACCAAGCACACUUAAAUUUACCAAAAGAAACACAUUACAGUACAAUAGAGAACAGCUCAAACAAAAUCAAGAAAACUUAAAAAUACAGAGCUUAAAACUUACAACUAAGGGAUCAGUUACAAGACACUAUUUUCAGCUAAUAACUGGAAACCUUCCAUCCAUUUUGGCUGUUAAUUUACAUAACAGGAGUUUUGGGGGCCUGAAAAUGCAAACAUUUAAAAACUUGUUUCAAAGUGCAAGUUUUUGAAAAAGAUACAUCUGUAUAAACAAUGUAAACUCGAAUUUGUGAAAAUACAUGGCCAUGCAUAUUAUGUGUUUAAAAAGAGUAUGUCAGCAGGUGCGAAGUGGCACUGCCAACUACUGGCCGGCCUGACAUGCAUAAUACAGUGUUUAUUAAUCAUUUUCAUGGGUCCACGUGAACAGGGAAUGUUUUGACGUUGUUGUGUAAACGUUUCCUAAAGUUCUAGCUACAUUUUUGGUCUGGUGUGACACAUGCAGGUUAAAGGUUCAAUUAAAACUAUUGCCUAAAACUUUGGCUGUUAGCUUGUUUCACUUUCUGUAGAUUGUCUAAUAGUAAUGAAAUAGUUCACCUUCAUUUGUUGGCUAACAACUAAAUAUGAGCUGAUGCUAAAAAAUUAUUUUAUUGGUUUAUUAAUUAAAUUAAUUUUAAAAAUUUAAAUUUAAAAUUUACACAACAAAGCCUGACAACUUUGUAACUUGAAAGAUGAAUGCACAAUUGUAGAGGUGGCUGCUGGAUGAGCCUAUGUGAAUACCUAAAUGUCGAAGUUCUGGUGUGGACAGAUUAAAAUGGUUUGAAACAAACAUUCAACUAAUUAAUUACUUAUUAAACUCUUGUUUAGAGCCAUUUGCAAAAACAAAUAGUCCAUUUAUGAUUAUGACAUCCUCAACUCAAUGAAUGUGAAACUUUGGAUAUUUUUUAAGUGUAGACGUUAUAUGUGUAAUAGUUGAAUAUGUGUCACUAACAAUAUGUGACAAUGGCUUGUCAGUUACGUAAAUUAAUUAUGGUAAAAGUGUAGUAACCAUGCUUUUUUGGCAUAUUGAUUAUGCCAUUUGUAUGUGCAGUGCUGGUUCUAGUCAAACACACCUGACAAAAUGUUUUUUUGUAUAAGCUUUUGUCGUAAAUGAGUUCCUAACUGAAAUUGCCAUGGUUACCUAAAUGGUUACCUACCUGCCAUAGUAAAGGUGCACAAAACUGCCUGCCCAUUCAGAUAAUUUGAGGACUUAAUUUCUGGCAAUAUUGUUGACUUGAUUGCACAGACACUAUUUGAAGAGAACUGAUUGGAGCUGGACGAUGUCAUCACUGAAUCAAUAAUGAACUGACUUUUACUGAAAAAUUUACUGUUUACUAUUGUCUUUUUUUGAGCUGGUUUACAGAAGAACUGAAUUUUGUUUGCAUUAUUGGCACACCAUUUUCCUGUUUAACACUGUAAAGCUGCUUUGACAAUCUUUAUUGUAAAAAGAGCUACUGUACAUAAAUAAAGGUAACUUGACAUUGAAAUUGACUUCUUUUGUUGUUGUUGCUACGGCAAUUGCAUUGGUAAUAAACUAUCAACAUGAAUUCCUAACCACAAACACAAUACUGUCUUAUUUUUCAAUAAAACAGAAUAAAAAUAUUUUAAGC